AUGCAUGGCAACGCUGGGGGUCAGAUUCGGUGGUAUGGGUUGUUGGAGGGGUCGGAAGUCCACAAAGCGGUGUUCUUGGAUGAGAAGGGAGAGGAGAUGGAUGGAUGGGCACACGUGGAAGAGGGUUGCAAG
Cylindrotheca closterium is the source of this 132-nucleotide messenger RNA. The record is from the annotation of a GenBank genome assembly. NCBI's taxonomy places the organism in Eukaryota, Bacillariophyta, Bacillariophyceae, Bacillariales, Bacillariaceae.